Molecule: messenger RNA, 802 nt
Organism: Lathyrus oleraceus (garden pea)
Lineage: Eukaryota; Viridiplantae; Streptophyta; Magnoliopsida; Fabales; Fabaceae
Exons: 2
Coding region: 250-525 (91 amino acids)
Biological process (GO): microtubule-based process
Cellular component (GO): cytoplasmic dynein complex
Molecular function (GO): dynein intermediate chain binding
Source: RefSeq, a predicted model, not a curated record
ACAUCAAUUUCCUCGUAAAGACAAAAACAAGUCACGACAUCGAUCAUGACGAAAAAAGUAUGAGAGAGUUCUUCAUAAUCCAUCCAUAUAAAAAGGCUAAAACUCUCUCUUAACAAAAGGAGAAAUAAAAACAGUAACACUAGAAGCGAAAUCAUGACUCUUUAGUCUUCAAAAUAGAAAGAAAAAAAUAUCAAUAUAUCAAUGUUUAGAUCUUAAUCAUUUGAAGGUUAAGUAGCAAGUUGUUGAAAGAUGUUAGAAGGUAAAGCUAUGGUAGAUGACACUGACAUGCCAAGUAAGAUGCAGAUUCAAGCCAUGUCUUAUGCUUCUCAAGCUCUUGAUCUUUAUGAUGUUCUUGAUUGCGAAUCCAUUGCUGCUCACAUUAAAAAGGAGUUUGAUACAAGAUAUGGUUGUGGAUGGCAAUGUGUGGUAGGUUCAAGUUUUGGAUGUUUUUUCACUCAUUCUAAGGGAACUUUCAUAUACUUUACUCUUGAGACUCUUCAUUUUCUCAUCUUCAAAGGAGCAUGACUACAUCAAUAUCAUUUUUCUUUGCAUUUGUAAUGUUCAUUUUAAUUUUGUAUGUAUGAUGAAUAUUUUAGUUUAGUUAGUUCAGUGUUUUUUCAUGAUGAUGUUCUUUAGUUUAUCUUUUACUCCUUUGAGAAUGUAUGGUCACCUUAUCCUGAAUUUUGUGGAUGUUGUUUGUUUUUUUUCUUCCCAUCCCUCAUUUAUCCAUAGUGUGAUGAUAUCGAUUGUAUUAAUCCACAAAUUUUAUCUCAACUAUCAAAAUUAAUAUUAUUAUGUUGUA